Messenger RNA from Botrytis fragariae, 309 nucleotides. RefSeq names its product putative macrolide phosphotransferase protein. Bases 1 to 309 code for a protein of 102 amino acids. The record is from RefSeq and is a predicted model, not a curated record. Lineage: Eukaryota; Fungi; Ascomycota; Leotiomycetes; Helotiales; Sclerotiniaceae. Gene Ontology annotation, molecular function: transmembrane transporter activity. Gene Ontology annotation, biological process: transmembrane transport. The transcript is spliced from 2 exons.
AUGUCCUUUAUCGACGCGGCUAUUAUCACAACCGCACUUCCUACUAUAUUCCGAGAACUCGGUAAUGAGCAGGAUUACAUUUGGGUAAUUAACACGUUCCUCUUCGCCUCCACCGUCCCCCAGCCCCUCUUCGCGCAAACCUCCAACAUCCUCGGCCAACACACCCCCAUCCUAAUCUCCCUCUCCCUUUCCAUCCUCAACAGCGGUAUCGCCAGCGGCGCCCAAACUUCCGCAACUUUAAUCGCCGCUCGCACAAUCCAAGGUCUAGGCACAAGCGGCCUCUACGUCCUCGCAGAUAUGAUUCUCUGA